CAGGCGCCCCAGCAGCCUAGAGCACUGAACUACAAUGACCAGCGUGCCUCGCGCUCAGUGCCCCCCUUCUCUUGCGGUCUAGAGCCAAGGGGAGGAUCAGCGGACUCGCUGAGAACCGAUAUGUCGGCCACACUGGGCAGCGGGGAGCGCUGGACCGAAGCUUACAUUGAUGCAGUUAGAAGAAACAAAUACCCAGAAGAUCAACCUCCUGAGAGUCACGAGCCGUGUGGUUGCUGUGACUGUAUGAAGGCACAAAAGGAAAAGAAGUCUGAGAAUGAGCGGAACCAGACCCGGCAGGGUGAGGGCAGCUCCACUUACACUGAGGAGCAGCUGCUUGGGGUACAAAGGAUCAAGAAGUGCAGAAAUUACUAUGAAAUUCUGGGAGUUGCCCGAAAUGCCAGCGAUGAAGAACUUAAGAAAGCUUAUAGAAAACUGGCCCUGAAGUUUCACCCUGAUAAGAACUGUGCUCCUGGAGCAACAGAUGCUUUCAAAGCGAUCGGCAAUGCCUUUGCAGUCCUGAGCAAUCCUGACAAGAGACUCCGCUAUGAUGAAUAUGGGGAUGAACAGGUGACUGUCACUGCACCUCGAGCCAGACCUUAUAAUUAUUACAGAGACUUUGAAGCUGACAUCACACCAGAGGAGCUAUUCAAUGUCUUCUUUGGAGGACAUUUUCCUACCGGAAAUAUUCAUAUGUUUUCAAAUGUGACCGAUGACAUUCAAUAUUACCGCCGGCGGCACCGACACGAAAGGACACAGACACGGAAGGAAGAGGAAGAAGAUAAAGCUCAGACUACAUAUUCUGCAUUUAUCCAGUUACUUCCAGUUCUUGUGAUCGUAAUCAUAUCUGUUGUUACUCAACUGCUGGCUGCUAAUCCUCCAUAUAGCCUAUUCUAUAAAUCAACGCUGGGCCACACCAUCUCUAGAGAAACCCAGAACCUGCAGGUGCCUUACUUUGUGGAUAAAAACUUCGACAAGGCCUACAGAGGAGCUGCUCUUCGUGACCUGGAGAAGAUAAUAGAGAAGGAUUACAUCGAUUACGUCCAGACAAGUUGUUGGAAGGAGAAACAGCAGAAGUCGGAGUUGACAAACUUGGCAGGAUUAUACCGAGAUGAACGAUUGAAACAGAAAGCAGAAUCACUGAAACUUGAAAACUGUGAAAAACUUUCCAAACUAAUUGGCCUCCGCAGAAGUGGUUGAGAGGGUGAUAGGUCUCGUAUGGGGUUGGGGUUUUGUUACUUAUUACUAUUUAUGUUCCUAAUUCCAUUUUAUAAUAGAAAGUUAGGACAAGAUGAACAUUUUCCUAUUUGCUAAUGUUCGUUGGGCAGAGUUGAAGGAAUUGAGCACGGAGCCAGACUGGUCACCAGAGUAGCCUUCCCUGCGCAGGGGAGGUCCUUUGAGUUACAUGAGUGGCAGAGUAUUUCCCUCAGCCCCUGCUCCAUUCCUGCCUGGCCUCUGUGAAUGCAGUUCAGGGAACCAGAGCACAUCCAAAUCUGUUUUUCCUGCGACUAUUUGAUUACAGAGCAGCAGUCUGUUUUCAGCCAAGUAUGGUGACACACACUUAUAUGCCCAGCACUCAGGAGGCUGAGGCAGGAAGAUCACUAAGAUUUUGAGGCCAGCCUGGGAUGCUUUAUAGUGUGUUUAAGGCCAGCCUAAACUAUUGAGAUGCUGUAAAAAAAAAAAAAAAAAUCUGUUUUGGAUUUAGAAAGGAUGGAUUUCUUCCUUCUUACCUUCUUCAGUGAAACCUCAAUAUCCAGGCAUUCCUAGGCUUAUCCAAAGCAGUUUCAUGUUAUUUAUGUCCGCUAAGAACUAGACUUCUCUUCCUGUGGGGUCAUCAGCACCCUGGGGAUGCAGCCUUUGGAACUUUUUCCUACUCAACUGUCCAUUUUCUAAGGGGAAUGGAGAGGAAGGAAAGCUGUUUAGCCUGUAGUUUUCUAUUACCCCAAUCUUUGUUCAGUCAAGGAACGUUAGCAAAUUGCCUGAUUUGAGGCUCCUUUAUUUUCUUAAUCCUCUCUCUGGCAGAGGGACCAGAAAAAAUCGAAGACUGUGAAACAGUUGAGCAAACAGCUCAGCAGCAGAAAGGAUGCUGGGCAGAAGCUGAAGUGAAAGCUUUUCCCCACUCCUCAGUCAGAUUCCACAUCUGCUGUAGGAGGCAGAGACGCUCCCCUGUGUGAUUUCCCUCAGGGUCAUCACUUGGAAUCGUCACAUUUGAGCUGAGUCCCCGCAUCCCUGUGUACAGCUGCCAGGGCAGACAAGCAGCAUUGCCAGCAGCCAGCCGUGGCUCUAGCCUGGAGGUGCAGGGAGACGUCCUGACUAGUGACGGCCUCUGCAGUCAUUUUGGGUAAAGCAAUGUCCGAGAGUUUGUGGUGUGAGCUGCUUUUUCAUUCAUUCACUGUUUACUGAGAGCUUACUAUAAAGCCAGGACUCUCCCUGAGCAUUUUGUUACUUGAGCCUCCUGGCAACUCUGUGCAGAUAUUCCAUCUGUUUUGGUCUGGGUCACACCGUGGCCAGGUGGUAGGGCAAUUGUCAAGUAGAAAGCGUGAGAGGUCACCUUUAGUUCUCAGGGGAUCCUGGUCAGACUCUUUCCCAGGGAGGCCUCUGUACCUGCCACCCCAGAGCACCCCUGCAUCUCUCUACAGAUGCCUACAUCCCUUUGGGACAAUUUCCCUGCUGGCCUUUAGGAAGCUGGGUCUUCACUAUACAAGUCCCAUACGCAGAAUAGGAGGUCCCUCAAAGGCAGGCGAGCUUUCCUGCUGGUGACAAGAACUAAGGUAUCACCUCGGCUACAUGUACCAGGCCUUCCUGUGGAGGUGAGUGACCAGGAGUGAGCUGCCACAUCAUCCCAGCAAUGUCCAGUGUGGUUCAGCACAUCUUGCUCCAGAGGCAGAAUGGGCCUUUAGUGGCAGGUGAGAGACAACUGCUCAACUAAGGAGAGGUGGAACAGGUCUACAAACAGCCAGGCUUCUCUCAAACUCAUGAUCCUCCUGCCUCAGCCUCCAGACUAGCCGGGACAGGCAUGUGCUGCCACUCCCAGUUUUCCUGGUUUUAUUUAUAUUUUUAUUUUUGUCUUUUUAAAACAGGGUCUCAUUAUGCAGUUCAGGCUGGCCUUGAACUUACUUUGUAGCCCAGGCUGGUCUCAAAUUUGCAACAAUUCUCUUGCCUCAGCAUCCUGCGUGCUGAGUGCUGACUACAAGUGCGUGCCACCAUGCCCAGAUUUUCCUGGUUGGGGGCCUCCUUGACCUCUCGGUGACAGGGGAUUUACACUAUAAAAUGGGCUUCUGGAAAGUUCCUUUACACACAAAAAUCAAAGCUCUCCUCACCCUUAACCUCUGCCAGAAAACAGGCCACACUGAAAGGACAGGUUAAAAGGCCCUGCUCUAGAUGCCCACGAAUAGCGUAGUCACAUUUUACAGACUUCAUAGUAGUGAUGAGUCAUCUGUGAUGAUGCUAACUAGAGGUGGUACUGACUUCAUUGUCAUGCUGAUGUCUAUUUUUAUAGCAUUGAUGGUACCUUUUUUUUGUUACUAAUAGGCCACAGACUCCCAUCUGGUUUUUCUCAAACUGUCCUUUGGCUGAAGGACAGUUGAAUCUACUGUAUUUGAUACUGUUAAACUCUACUAAUUUCCUUGGUUAUGUUUUAGAUGGGUUGUCUGCACAGUGGUAAAAUAAGCUUCUUUCCUCUUGCCUGCAUCCUUUGGAAGACUCCCUGAUAGCACAGAACCUCUUCCAGUGACGCUGUGCCCAUGGUUGGAGCUUGCACCUGCUGCUCUGUUGCUCUGAAUUCCCGAACCCUGCAGCUGGCACCAGGAGUGGGGCUGAGACACAGGGCUUGGGGCUCCUGCAGAACCCAGAGCUCUGUUCCAGUGACCAGCAUUGAGGAGGGAUGAAACGCCUUCUCAUCAUGACAGCACCACCCUGGCAGAAAUCCAUGUCCCCAGGUGUCAUCUGCUCAAACUUCUGAGCUUCUGUGAUCAGCCCCAGGCCCAAAGUUUGGGAGCAGGGACCAAUAAGCAAAGGACAUUGCUCUGCUCACUGGUGGAAAUGACUGGAAAUUGCAUUGGAUGCCAAACCCCACCAGAAUGCCAGCACAGCAGCUGGCCAAGCAGUGCACUCUUCUUAUUUCCUUUCUGGCGCCGUGAGGGGCGCGGGGGUCCAGCAGCGUGGUCACAGCUGGCCACGCAUCCAGUCCAUCGUCUGUGCAUGCACUGCUCCUCACAGGAGCUGGCGCUUCGCUUGCGUUUAUUUUAGAUUCAUUGAAGGUGUUGCCUUAGUGUCCUAAUACAUUUAUUUUUGGCAAGGUUAAGUCACUACACAUAUUUUUGAACCUGCAUUGCUGAUACCUCAUGCAGUGGCCACCAACUGCCUACCCGUGUGUUCGCUAUGGAUGGCACUAUUUGCAUCCCUCUCAGUGUUCUGAAUUAAAGAUGUGACUGUUUGGUGACCAGAGUUAGGGAUGACCCAUGAAAUCAGCUCCUGGUAGAGUAAGAAUCCUGAAAACUCUGGCACCUGAUCCACUGCAUCUAGAUUGAGUGUAUUUUAACGAAGAAAAACAUUAAAUGAUUUUUCUAUAAAGAGAA
This is a messenger RNA of Cavia porcellus (domestic guinea pig), 4574 nucleotides long. RefSeq names its product DnaJ heat shock protein family (Hsp40) member C18 (gene Dnajc18). The transcript is spliced from 8 exons. Gene Ontology annotation, biological process: cellular response to misfolded protein. The record is from RefSeq and is a predicted model, not a curated record. Gene Ontology annotation, molecular function: Hsp70 protein binding. NCBI's taxonomy places the organism in Eukaryota, Metazoa, Chordata, Mammalia, Rodentia, Caviidae. Bases 121 to 1197 code for a protein of 358 amino acids. Gene Ontology annotation, cellular component: endoplasmic reticulum membrane.